Molecule: messenger RNA, 574 nt
Organism: Nematolebias whitei (Rio pearlfish)
Lineage: Eukaryota; Metazoa; Chordata; Actinopteri; Cyprinodontiformes; Rivulidae
Product: plexin A3
Biological process (GO): positive regulation of axonogenesis; negative regulation of cell adhesion; regulation of cell shape
Cellular component (GO): semaphorin receptor complex
Molecular function (GO): semaphorin receptor activity
Source: RefSeq, a predicted model, not a curated record
AGUCGUUACUGCGGACAUCCAGCAGUCCUGACAGCCUGAGAUCCAGAGCUCCGAUGAUUACACCGGAUCAGGAGACAGGAACUAAACUUUGGCAUCUGGUGAAAAAUCAUGAGCACAGCGACCAGAGAGAAGGAGACCGAGGCAGCAAGAUGGUCUCUGAGAUCUACCUGACCAGACUCUUGGCCACCAAGGGGACGCUGCAGAAGUUUGUAGACGACCUGUUUGAGACAGUGUUCAGCACUGCCCAUCGCUGCUCGGCGCUCCCGUUGGCCAUUAAAUACAUGUUUGACUUCUUGGACGAACAGGCCGACAAACGGCAGAUUACUGACCCAGAUGUUCGGCACACCUGGAAAAGCAACUGCCUUCCUCUCAGGUUCUGGGUGAACGUCAUCAAGAAUCCUCAGUUUGUGUUCGACAUCCAUAAGAGCAGCAUCACCGACGCCUGCCUGUCGGUCGUGGCUCAGACCUUCAUGGACUCCUGUUCAACGUCCGAACAUCGGCUCGGCAAAGACUCCCCGUCUAACAAGCUACUGUACGCAAAGGACAUCCCCAACUACAAGAGCUGGGUGGAAAG